AUGCUGGAAAACCUCUGCACCCUGCCGCUCUCGGCGGACCUGUUCACGCAGGUGGUGCACCCCUCCAAGCCUCUGCUUACAGUCGGCCUCUCCAACGGCCGCGUCGAGACCUUCCGCAUCCCAACCAACGAGGACAGCGACGACGAGGACGAGAACAGCAGCAUCACCGGCGGCAAGGGUGUCAUCAAGAGUGUCUGGAGCACCCACCGCCACAAGGGCAGCUGCCGCACUCUGACCUAUAGCACCGAUGGGGAGUCCCUCUACUCGGCCGGUACCGACUCCAUCGUCAAGCACUUCUCUCCCGAGACCGGCGUCGUCGUCUCCAAGAUCGGCCUCCCCCCCGUCAACAGUACCAGCAGCCAGAGCGACACCCCAGCCAUCCUCCACACCCUCUCGCCCCAGACCCUGCUGCUCGGCACCGACUCUGGCUCUCUCUACAUCUUCGACCUCCGCGAGAAUGGCUCCCUAAACCCCAAGCCCGUCCGCAAGCAUGUCCCCCACUCCGACUACAUCUCCAGUCUGACCCCUCUCCCCCCUUCGUCUGAGAGCACCUCCGGUUUCCCCAAGCAGUGGGUUUCUACCGGCGGCGCCACCCUGGCCGUCACCGACCUGAGACACGGCAUCAUGGCCACCUCGGAGGACCAGGAGGACGAGCUGCUGUGCUCCACAGUCAUCCCCACCGGCUUGGGUCCCAAGCACAUGCGCAACAACGCCGUUCUGGCCGUCGGCACUGGCGGAGGUGUCUUGACCCUAUGGGAUCGUGGCGCCUGGGAUGACCAGCAGGAGCGCAUCUAUGUUGCUCCCGGAGAGACUAAGAGAGACGGAGAAAGCCUCGACGCCAUUGUUCGUGUUCCCGAUGAGCUCGGCUGGGGCAAGAAGGCCGUGGUUGGCGUCGGUGACGGCACCAUCAAGAUUGUCGAUCUGAAGCGCAGAGAGGUCCAGGCUACGUUCCAGCAUGACGAGGUUGAGGGCGUUGCUGCUCUUAACUUCGACUACGAGAACAGGCUGAUCAGUGGUGGCGGCAGGACCGUCAAGGUCUGGGCCGAGGCUGGUUCCGCCCAAGAAGAGGAGGCAGAGGAGGAGGACGUGGAAGCCGACCAAGGCAUCAAGCGACCCGCCGAUAGCGACGACUCGGACGACCAUGACGGGAGCGAUAGCGACAGCGACCGCCCCAAGAGGGAAAGAAAAAAGAAGCGGAGAAAGGGCAACAAGAAGGGCAAACAGGGUGGUCCUUCCGCCUCGUUCCCAGGUUUGGAUUAA
This is a messenger RNA of Neurospora tetraspora, 1260 nucleotides long. Its product is annotated as WD40-repeat-containing domain protein. Gene Ontology annotation, molecular function: protein binding. The record is from RefSeq and is a predicted model, not a curated record. Lineage: Eukaryota; Fungi; Ascomycota; Sordariomycetes; Sordariales; Sordariaceae. Bases 1 to 1260 code for a protein of 419 amino acids. The transcript has 2 exons.